UUCCCCUGAGGAUAAUGGCUGUUAACCACCGCGAGUUGAGUUGGGACGACAUUUCUCUCACCAACAAGCUGCUUGGAUCAGGAAAUUUUGGAGAGGUCCGUAAGGGAACCGUCAACCUGGAUGGUGAAAGGAUACCGUCAGCAAUUAAAGUACUGAAACGAGGAGCAGAUGAAGCUGCCAGACAAGACUUUCAGCAGGAAGUGGACAUCAUGCGCCAUGCUGGUUACCAUCCUAACAUCAUCAACCUGCUGGGAACCUGUGAACACCAAGGUAACGUAGUCCGUGUCCAUAGACAACAGUACAUGGCCCUAGAAAUGGCCGGGAAUGGCGAUCUGAAGAAUUACUUGCGAAAGUCUCGUGUUCUGGAAGUGAAGGAUCCCGCCUAUGCCAACACCCGUCAGACUGUCAGCACGGUGUCCUCCCUGUCACCUGUCCAGCUCCUGCGUAUCGCGUGUGACGUAGCUACGGGGAUGGAACACCUGUCUUCUAAGGACGUGAUCCACCGUGACCUGGCGGCUAGGAAUGUUCUCCUCACGGACAGUCUCAUCGCCAAGGUAGCCGACUUCGGACUGUCACGUGGGGAGGGCAUCUAUGAACAAACAUCUAAAAAGGCUGUUCCUUUCCGAUCCACCGCGCUAGAGGCGCUGAGCAGGAGGAUCUACACAACACAGAGUGACGUGUGGUCCUUCGGAAUUCUACUCUGGGAGAUCGUCACGUUAGGAGGAACCCCGUACAGUGGAAUGAAUUCAAGAACCCUUCUCAGGAGUCUGCGUGAAGGAUACAGGCUGCCAAAGCCAAGAAACUGCGAUGAAGACCUGUAUGUGUAUUUCAGUCUUUUACCUACCUGUGUACUAUAA
Branchiostoma floridae (Florida lancelet) is the source of this 857-nucleotide messenger RNA. RefSeq names its product tyrosine-protein kinase receptor Tie-1-like. The coding region runs from base 15 to 857 and encodes 280 amino acids. Gene Ontology annotation, cellular component: signaling receptor complex. Gene Ontology annotation, biological process: protein phosphorylation; cell surface receptor protein tyrosine kinase signaling pathway; positive regulation of kinase activity. Lineage: Eukaryota; Metazoa; Chordata; Leptocardii; Amphioxiformes; Branchiostomatidae. The record is from RefSeq and is a predicted model, not a curated record. Gene Ontology annotation, molecular function: ATP binding; transmembrane receptor protein tyrosine kinase activity. The transcript has 7 exons.